Molecule: messenger RNA, 2462 nt
Organism: Ogataea polymorpha
Lineage: Eukaryota; Fungi; Ascomycota; Pichiomycetes; Pichiales; Pichiaceae
Exons: 1
Coding region: 1-1050 (349 amino acids)
Molecular function (GO): protein binding
Source: RefSeq, a predicted model, not a curated record
AUGUUGGUUCGUGCUUAUUCCACCCAACGACCAUUGUUACUGGACAUUUUGCCCCAGCGCAAGCUCAUCAAACGUCUGCUUUUUGACUUUGAUGCUAGAAUGAACCUGAGGAAGUAUAUGCCACUGAUACAGAACAUUUACGAUAAUAUUGGGAAAGAUAAACUCUCAUUUCCACCGAAGGUGCGAGGAUCGGAUCUUCUUCUGUUUCAGAAAGUUCUGUCGGAAAUACGAACUCAAACUCACACAUCCAAUCAACACCUUGUUAGAUUGGAAGAUGAACUUAUAGAGAGGGCUGCAGAGCUGGGAAGUAGAGAUGCAUUGACAAUUGUUUCGUUUAGAGCUUUAAGAGAUCAAAGCGGAGAAUACACUGAUGAAGACAAGGUUCAGGCGAAAAAGUUCAUAGACCAACUAAGAAAGCUAGAGCAUCCUCUAGUUUACAAGAUGGGGGGAGAUUACGAUUUUGACCAAGGCAGAUACAACGAAGCUGUGAAACAAUACUGGAAAUUUGUAAAGCUAGAUCCUAACUCAUUUCUGUCCGCAGAAGUUUACAAGACUAUGGGCAUGAUCUACUUCCAACAGAAUCAGCUUCUUCGUGCCAAGCUUUUCUUUGAAAAGUCCAUCAAACUAGCCCCAAUUUCCAGAGUAGCGCAAUCUCACUACAUGCUCGGUCUGAUAUACGAAGUUGAUCCUUUACGUUCUCGAUACCACUUCGAAAUGGCAGCAACACAAGGUUUCAAGGAAAGCUUCAAGACACUUGGUUUUAUGGAGCUAAACUACUUCAAAAAUCUCUACAAGGCCAAAAAAUGGUUUCAGAUGGGAGCAGAGCUGGGCGAUCACAACUGCAUGAUUGGACUUUUUGAUGCCUAUAUUCAAGAGAAAAACUGGAAGGCUGCAAGAAGAACCAUGGAUAUGAUCACCAAAUUUUCAGAACAAAACGGCCUUGAGCUGAACAUGAAGUCGCUUCGAAAGGACUCAGUUGAACAAUUGAUAGAGCACGAAUCAGCCGCUCCUAUCACGCAACAAAAAGAUAAAUCGUUAUGGGACGUUUAAUUAAGCUUGUAUAUAAUGACAUCUCCCGUCCUGCGAGAAUCCCAGUGAAAUCUGCUAUUGAAAAUUCGAUGAUGUUCUGAGUAGUUGCUAUUACGGAGGUAUUCUUUCAUGAAUUGCUCCAAGUUCUCAAAAAAUACUAGGUAUUCAGGCCAUGUAUGUGGAUGAGGCCCUCUAAUGUCGUCCUUAGAAUUCUGAGCAGUAGGAGAGGGAAAGUUUUGUUGCAGAUAUCCCAACAUAUCGUCAUAGAAUUCAUCCGACUCAUCUCUAUAAGCAGUCAAAUCUGAUGACGAAUUCAAAUGCAAUGGAGGCUCGCAUGUCAAGAACCAUAUAUCUACCUGAUUUGGCUGCAUGUGGAAAUGGCUUUGGAAUGGAGUAGAGUGACACGGGGUUAAAAAUCCAAUGGAAGAUUGCCUGCUACCAAUUUCAUUUCUGAGAUACUGGGUAACGGUAAUGACCCCGCUCUCAUGGAUCUGUGUGAAAUAGAAUGCGAUUGUGGUAUUUAAGAGUGCAAUGAAUAGAAUCAAGCUGCAAGAUGUAAAAGGUUUGAGUCUUUUGAGUGCAUAAAGCACCCCAUGAGUGGUAAAGAAGAGUAAAAUAGGCAUCAUGGGAUAUAUAAAGCGAAAUUCUUUGUGCUGGAUCAAGGAAAAGGCAAGAAUGUCAAUGAUGAGCACCAUUUUGAGAUCCCUUGCUUUCUUGACUACCAACCCAAUUGCAAAAAAUGGCAAGUAGCUCAAUAGUAUCACAGGAAUAGCCUGAAAAAAAUAAAAAUCAAAUCUCGAUACACCGUAAAAAGAUGAGAGGCUCUUAGACACAUUGAAGUCGAGAAAUUUGAUGAAAGGAAUAAUCCAGGUGCCGUAAAAAUAACGGUUUACCACGCUGUCAACGCUUAAAACGGCGAUACCAAUGAGAAUGGUGGAAACCAUGAUUUUGAGCUUAGGACCUCUGCGAAAAUUUCGUAGUCCAUAAACCGCCCAUAUCAGGCCGUUUGUUGGUCUGAUUAUGCAACAAAAUCCUGCAAUUGUCAAAGAGUAGAUGUAGUUAACAUCGAAAGUCUCAGGGUAUAGAAACAAUGCUAUCGUUGUAAGUGCUAGCUCGAGAGCGUUGGAAAAUGAUCGACAAUAACAAUACCAAUUAAAGGGCGAGAAUAAGCUCAAGUAAAACAUUAGGCACCUUGCUGAAGGGUCUUUGGUCCACUUACAUGUCAGCUUGUACUGGAAAGUCUCACCGACGGCACAGAUCAAAGCGUUCAUGACUUUGGGGAGGUAAAGAAGAUAUGCGUAGUCGAGACGCAGCAAUUGACAUAUUUUGUAGACUGGAACGUAAAGCAAAGGAUGAAUGAAGGACCGGAUUCCCUGACGCCAUUCCCAGGUCAGAUACCCAUAGCCGAACACCUGAUAAUGCGCCGGUUCAAG